This is a messenger RNA of Osmia lignaria (orchard mason bee), 2829 nucleotides long. RefSeq lists its product as uncharacterized. The record is from RefSeq and is a predicted model, not a curated record. Lineage: Eukaryota; Metazoa; Arthropoda; Insecta; Hymenoptera; Megachilidae.
UUUCCACUUUUUUUUUCUGUGUGCAAGCGUGACAUCGUUUUGCGGCCACGGAAAGUGGCGUGAAGAAGGCAUAAAACAACGCGAAGGUUCGCCUAUCCGUCGUCGUUCUCUGUUGUCCCUUUCACUGCGAACCGACCGCGUGGGAGGCCUGUUCAGGAUCUCGUAGUAAUUUCAACCAGAACUAGCCUACCUUCGUUCGCGGUUCAGUCUUCACCGGAGUGUCUCUCGCGAGCAGUUCUCAUAAAUCAGCCGUGAAAUACGAUGAAAACUUAGUACUAUUUGUAACGAGGACAUGCGUCUUCGAAAGAGCAUUUCUUGUUCGACCAACGAAACGUUCCAGUGAUGUACGAGUGUGUUUGUUAAUAAUCUUAACGAAGUUAAUUGAUCGACAGACUGAAGAAUAAUUAGCGAGAAGACGUAUUAAUUAAAAGAUUGAUCAAGAUAGCUUUUAUCGGCGGGAAUUGGAUCGUUGAUUUCCCAAGAGAUCGAAAAUCCAGAGCGGUUCGCCUAAGAAAUCGGGGAAGAAAAUCGUCUGAGAAAAGCUGAGCCUCGCUGGUACAAUCGUACCAGCGGGAUAAUUGAAUCGCCUCGUAAUCAGUUGCAUAACAUUCGCGGGCAACAGGAAGAUAAAAGAAAAAUAAAAGAAUAAUAGUUGAAGCAACCACGAAGCGUCAGGUUGUUAAACCUAUUUACCGUUUCGCGUUCACGCUCAUUGGAUCCCUGCUGGAUCGUGUGCCUCUUCCUUGGUUUUCGUCUCAUUGUUAGAGACGCGUUGCACAAGCGUGGUCGUGCACCAAGUCACGAAGAAAUCCACGUGAUACGGUGGGACGAAGAUUUCAAUUACACUCGAAGCGGUUAGCAUAAUUGCCGCGCCGAGCGGUCGCUCGUGUCAGAUAGAAAAUCAUCGACAAUUUCGUCCGCGAUAACGCGACGACUAGUCUGCUAGCGGGUACGAUUCGCGAGCUGGAGCGAAGAAAUUUCUUUCGAAAGAACAUUUCGUACUUUGAUGACUCGUUACACCCGGUGCAUUUCGUUCACGGUCAAGUGCCUUUGAUUCCGACGACCAGCAGGAAGUGCAAAGCAAUUUCCGUUGAGGGGAACCAGGUUAAUACUGCGUUACGUAUGGACAUCUGGAAAACUUGAUGGCACCGACGAUGUCCCGUCACGAUACUGUUUCUAUCCAAUUAAAAAUCUUCUACCCUGCUUUUAAUUAACUUCGUUCUGUGACUUUGUUCUCGUUCGAUUGCGUAACAACCGCGAGAAGAACAAUGAUGGAGAACGUGUACGUGAUAAAGGUGAAAACGAAGCCACCAUUAUCCUCUCUGUACCCAUCGGAGCGUCGGUAUUCAGCGUCGACCGUGGGUGGUCUGUCCUUCGUUCAUUUCGGUCUGGGUGCGCUCUCCCUUUUGCUGGGCAGUCUCGCGUUAUCUCUUCAAGGUCCGAUCCUCUCGAUCGCGUGUCUGGUACCGUUCGUGACCGGUCUCCUCGCCUGGAGAAGAUGGUACAUCGAUCGGAACAUCGCGAUUUUCUUUUACGGUAGCCUAUUCUCUCUGAUAGCAGCGAUCCUCUGUUUUAUCGCGACCGUUCUCGAUAUCGCCGCUGCAGCGGAGAGCAGAGGAGCAUCGUGGUCCUUGGAGAAGAUUCUCGAUCAGCCUCGAGAUCCUUCUCACCUGGAGGAAUACCUGAAGACGGAUACUUUGAUGAACGAGACGAUGUCCCUCGACGAAGACACCUUCAACGCUACCCAUGAUCGUUUAUCGGAGAUCAAUCUCUACUCGCCCACAGCUGGGAUCGUGAUCGACAACAUGUCUAAUAUAUCUGGCUACAUUCUGAGAACUUCAAACGAAUCCACGGACGAUCACUUGAAGAAUUCUAGCAAAUCUUCCGCUGAAAGUUCUGAGGAUGAACUGUCCACCGAGGGACCGCAGCAAGAUUCGUACAAUUCCAACGUCGAAACUUUGCAGAUGAUAAAGGAUAGAAUGAUAUCGUUUUGGAAGAAGGAUCAUCAAAACACUCCACACGAUAAGAUUUUACUUACGGUGAAUGUAUUGGUCGCGUCUCUUCUGGAGGCGUUCUGGUCGGUUCUAAGCGCAAGAAUAGCGUUGCGAGGGAUGAGGAAUAGAUUGCCGGAAAGCGGUUACUCGAAUGGAUCCGUCGAGAACAAAGUGGACGGAACAGUGGCGGGAAAGAGGAAACCACCUGCGCCUAGACCGGAUAUUCUGGAUCACGAUCGUAGACUGACCGAAAGUUUGCAACAUUUCAACGCGUUGCAUGGUCUACGAAACUCCGGGCCGAGACUCCCCUUGCCAGAAUCCAGCAGGGAAUUCAGAGAAAGGGUUGAAAGGUUUCUGGUGAAUCAGGCGGCGCACAGGGUCGUCGAGGGAUCCUGUUCUUGAUAGAAACGUGAAACUGAACGAGGCGGAAUAAAUAGUUUUUGACGAUAGGAAAAUUUCUUGUAGUUUCUUCGAUCUCAAUAAGCAAUACUUUAGAAUAGGUAUUUAACCCUUUAAUUGAGAGUACUUUUAGCACAGCCGAUCGCUUUAAUUUUAAAUUACAUUACUGAAGUGAUAUUUUAUUUUAAAAGAUUUUUCUUAUUGUAUUUAUUUUAUUUUUAUUUCAAUGGUAUAUAAGCCACAACCGUUAAUUGAUAUUAGCAAAAAUUAAUAUGUUGUUUAUAUACCACACUCGCCUCUGGCUAUAAUUUUAGUAUGUGGUCUAUAAACCACACCCACAGUUAAAGGGUUAAUAUGGCAGUUUCACCAGCGUCGAAAUUAUGGAUCAUGUUUAUAAAACGCUUAACGAACGCAAUAAAAGAUCCGUGUAAGAAUA